This is a messenger RNA of Xyrauchen texanus (razorback sucker), 6530 nucleotides long. Its product is annotated as SAM and SH3 domain-containing protein 1-like. The record is from RefSeq and is a predicted model, not a curated record. NCBI's taxonomy places the organism in Eukaryota, Metazoa, Chordata, Actinopteri, Cypriniformes, Catostomidae. The transcript has 20 exons. The coding region runs from base 540 to 4115 and encodes 1191 amino acids. Gene Ontology annotation, molecular function: protein binding.
CAUUGUGCUUGAGAGGGGGUUGACUAGAGAACUCAACAAGCGAAAAAAUCCGCCUUAGGCACUUUCGUCGUUUUUGUUGGCGAAUGGUGGUUUUAUGUAUGCUUUUGGACUGUGUUCGAGUAUGUGUAACUGUUCAUAAUGUUAUCCACACGUUUUAAUGAUUGAAAUUGUUUUUAUUGCGGGUACUCAAAAGAACUCCCAAAAGUUUGGGGUGGUUCGCACCGACGAAUUGCCGAAUGAAGCGCUGAAAUCUGUCCGUCUGUUCUUGAGUUGAAGUUUCUCUGUUGACUUGAAAAGUGUGUUUGGUGCUGUGGUCUCUCUCAGCUGGAUUCAAAUGGAAAACAUAUCAGCGACCUUGAUGAUUAUGAAUUUCUCUACUUGGAUGGAACACUUUGCAUCAACUUUUGAAUACACACCAAGGAAUAGUAAAUUGCUAGAUCAGAUUUAGAAAAAGACAUCUUUGCAAUACGUAUUUUAUGGUUUCGGAUUAACAUUAAUCAACUAGAAAUUUGUGGCUGUAAAUCCAUCAGUGUUUCACAAUGGAGGGGGAUCAAGUGUCCUCUGCUGAGGAGCCGCAGGCGGUCAGCGCCGCAUCAUCGGACAGUUUCUCCCGGCUGUGGUCGGACGUGAUGGGGAUGCUGGAUGGCUCUCUGGGUAAUAUAGAUGACCUGGCACAAGAGUACUCUGAGUACUACAAUACAUACUCCAGCGACGUCAGCGACCGGAUGGAGGAACUACGCAAGCGGCAAGUCUCUCAAGAGCUAGAAGAGGACAAAGCAGAAACCAGCUCUGGCUCUUCACAGCUGUGUUCAGACCUCCAGGAGUCAUUUGGCUUCAGCAGUGAGGUUUCCACUCCAGAGACUGAGAGAAAAAUUCCUCUGCACAAGUCCAGCUCUGAGGAUGGAUCAGGAAAAUGGGACAACAAGAAGAAAAGCAAAUCCUUCUGGCUGAACUUCAGAAAGUCGCAGAAAGGGGUCACAAGGCAAACAGGAAAAGGAGAGGACAUUGGUUACGUGGCCAGUGAGAUCACAAUGAGCGAUGAAGAGCGGAUCCAGCUGAUGAUGAUGGUGAAAGAGAAGAUGAUCACAGUGGAGGAAGCACUGGCACGGUUAAAGGAGUAUGAAAGGAACAGACAGUUGAGUUCCAGUACAGAAACAGCAGAGUGGACUGAUGGAUCCAGUCCCACUGUUAACCUCUCCUCCGCCUGCAAUUCUGCGGAGCAGUCUGAUGAUGAGCAGGAUGACUCGGUGAAGUUCAAGAGGCUUCACAAGCUGGUCAAUUCAACUCGACGUGUUCGCAAGAAACUCAUCAAAGUGGAUGAAGGCAAAAGGCAUGGCUGGCAAGAUUCUCUAAGUCUGGAUGAAACCCCUUUAUGUGACGAUUCAAAUGCAAUGUACGCAGGGAUCCACAAAAAGUCGGCUCUGUGCACAGACUCCUCUUUGUCCUCCCUUGCCCAAGAACAGCUCUCUCUGGAUGGGGACAUUGAUAGCCUGACCACCUCGCCCUCCACCAGCAGCCUUGAAGCCUGGAAACCUGCUCACAAGUUAGUGAAGGCCCCCGGCGCACAUCCCCAUGGCCUGAUCCGCCCACCACGCAAGAGCAGUGCCGGGUCUGGACUGGGUUUAGCGGGGGAUAGUGGCUCCUCUUUCUCAGAAUUGGAAGGUUUACGAGACGACAGCGCUAAAGUCUCCUGCUCAGUGACAGACGGAGAGAUGCGGAAAGCCUUGUCGUCUUUGUCUCAUGGGAGAACGUGUAGUUUUGGAGGAUUUGAUCUGUCUAAUCGUUCCCUCCAUGUGGUCAACACGGACUCUGAGCCUAGCGAGAAGGAGACUCUAUACAGGGAUGUAGUGAAAUCUCCCACCACGUCCCGUAUCUCUCUAGGGAAGAAAGUCAAAUCAGUCAAAGAGACUAUGAGGAAGCGUAUGUCCAAGAAAUACACUGGUUCUCUGUCCGAACAGUCUAGUACAGAUGGGAUGCCCAGUUGUCCUCAGUCACCUCAGCCAGACAAAGACUCUCUAGAGAAUCCCAAACUCAAGGCAGGAGGGUCUGUAGAGAGUCUGCGCAGCUCCCUCAGUGAACAGAGCUCCAUGAGUGGACAGACAGUGAGCACCACGGACUCAUCAGCCAGCAACAGAGAGAGUGUGAGGAGUGAGGAUGGUGAUGAUGAAGAGCCUCCAUACAGAGGCCCAUUCUGCGGUAGAGCACGAGUUCACACUGACUUCACACCCAGUCCAUAUGACACCGACUCACUCAAGCUGAAGAGAGGAGAUGUGAUUGAUAUCAUCAGUAAGCCACCCAUGGGCACAUGGAUGGGUCUGCUCAAUAAUAAGGUGGGCACGUUUAAGUUCAUCUACGUGGAUGUGCUGGCUGAAGAACAGGAGAAGCCCAAACGGGCAGUUCGGAGGAGGAGAAAGGGCAGGCCACCCAAACCCACCUCUGUAGAGGAGCUACUGGAGAGAAUCAACCUGAAGGAGCAUAUGCCAACCUUCCUGUUUAAUGGGUAUGAGGAUCUGGAUACAUUUAAGUUACUAGAGGAAGACGAUUUGGAUGAACUCAACAUCAGAGACCCACAACACCGAGCUGUUCUGCUGACUGCUGUAGAACUACUGCAAGAUUAUGACAGUAGCAGUGAUCCAGAGUGCAGCGCCUUCUCUGGCUCACAGGAGAAACUCCUCUGUGAGGGGCAUGGCCUCAUGGCCAACUCUCCACGGGACUCUGGUUGCUACGAAAGCAACGAAAACCUAGAGAAUGGUAAGAGUCGUAAGGCAUCACGCCACAGCCGUGGUUCGUCUGGAUUUGAUUGUGGGGGUAACAAGUCACCAGACUAUCCCACUCUCCCUGUGACUAACUCCACUGAAGCUCUUCAGCAACAGGCCAAGAAAGAACGCAAGUUCCCCAAGACCUUUCUGCCCUGGUCCAUUAAGGGCUUCAGUCUACGAAGCCUUGGCCUUAAAAAGGGCUCCAAAGCAGGACAAACCUCACGCAUGCCAGUAAGCCGUAGUUGUGAGGAGUUAGAUGGCCCCCAGGAGACCCCUCAGUCUUGGAAGCGCUCACAUUCUCUGGGGGAUCUACACUGGGAGCAGUCUUUCGAUCAGAGGAAGGAACACCAGGACCAGAACCAAAGUGGCAGGCCUCAGAGAAGCAAAGAGGAAGUAAAGAUAGAUUCUGUAGAAUCAAAACGGGUUGCAGAUAAGUCUGGAAAAGAGACUGGGUCAAUGGAGAGGCCAGCAAUUCCCACAGAGCUGCUUCUUAGCCCAGUCAGACCCUUGCCUGCUGUUCAGACCUCAAACCGCCAACCUGCCUCUGCCCCAACUAGCCCUGCUCCAAGAACGCACCCUAAAAAACCACCUGUUCCACCUCCCGUGCCAGCGAAAAAGUCCAAGGAUCAUCUGCCGAAUGGCCUGUGCCAGCCUCCACUAGUGCUGUCUGAUUCAGUACCAAAUACACCAGACUUGCUCCCAAAACCCUUACACACCUCAGCCACUUCUUCUGAGGGUACCCCAUCAACCCCAGCGUCCUCGGUUGAGCCUGGAACUCCACCAACUGUAAGUCCACCAUGGUUGUCUGACCUGCCUGAAUCUGCAUGUCCUCAGAUCCAUGGAACUAAAGUGGCCCUCAACAGGAAGAUCUCUCAUGCCAAAAUGGUUGACCUGGAGACUCUGCUGGAGGAAAGGAUGCAUUCAGAAGGGAUUGACCUCACAGAAGAGCCAUACUCUGAUAAACAUGGUCGAUGUGGUAUUUCUCAACUUUUAGUACAGAGAUACUCAGAGGAUUUUCAGCAGCCAGUGAAGGAUGUGGCAUCCAGUCUGGAUCAGAUCAGAGUUAAACAACUCCGCAAGGAGCACCGCAUGGCUAUUCCCUCUGGAGGUUUGACUGAUAUCUGUCGGAAGCCUGUAUCUCCUGUUCAUGUGAACUCUGUUUCUGAUUGGCUUGUGUCAAUUGGAAUGCCCAUGUAUUGUGCCCCUCUAUUGGCUGCAGGCUUUGACACUCUGGGCCGUGUGUCGUCCUUAACCGAGACAAGAGCGAGGGAGGCAGGGUUAAAGGAGGAGAAUCACAUACGUAUUCUUCUCAGUGAGGCCAAAAUAGUCACAGCCAACAGUUCAGUACCAUCAUAAUAUUCACAUGAGCUUCUAUAACUGCUAUGAACUUGAAUAAAUUGAUUGAAUCCAGCGGCCCGGUAAAGGAACAUGCCUGGGACAGUAUAUCACGAAGUCUUUUCUGGUGUUCUAUAUUGCUAAAAUCUCUCAGCCCUCUGACAUUUACAGUGGUCUGACUUCCAAGGACUCCAUAGAAAUAUGUAGUUUUGGUUUUUAAGAGAAAGCACAUUUUCUUUAAGAGAAUUUAUGUUUUUGUAAGACUUUAAAGACUGUUAAACCCCUUUCUCAAUUUUUCAGGAAGUGUGAGGUUUAUUUAGAAAAAAGAUUGUUUUUAGUGCUUAUUAAAGCACAUGAAUAUCAAUAUGUCACCUGGCCAAAACAACUUAAUUUCAUGCAGGUUUUGUUAAUAUAAUAUUACUUUUGUCUCAGAACAUAUGUAUAUUGAAUAUGUGUAUCAAAAGAUGUGUCCUUUUUGGUGAGUUAAGUAAAGUAUAUGUUUAUAAAAUUCUCAAAAUCAUGAUGUUGCCAUAUAGACAUAACAGAGUAAUGCACAUUUUGAUUUCUGGCCAAUAAUUGGCUGUGGUUUUAGCAAGUAUGCAUAUGUUUGUAUAGAGAGUGAUAAAACCAUUUCACAAACCUUCUCUCUUUUCAUAACAUUUAAAAAAAAAAAAAAAAAAAAAAAACGCUAUUUUAUACUAUGCUUAAGAUAAUACAUUAUAUUCACAGCACAUUUAAUCUUCCAACAGACAUCACUUACUCAAUAGCUACUGUGGGAUAGCAGUUUAUUACAUUAUCAGUAAAACCAAUUUAAAACUGUUGCCUCUGUUAUCUUGAAAAUUAAUCUCAUGCAUAUUGUGUACCUCUUAUUAUACUCCUCUCUGAUGCACCUGAUGCAUCAUACAGCUGUAAAAUACUUGCUGGAAUUAAAUUAGUUUUUUGUUUCAUUUUGCCCCAGAUUGCCUUUCACUUUGACUGGGGUGUUGAAGAAAUGUUGAAUACUUAAGCUCCUUGAAGCACACAGUCUUAGCCUUAAAAUACAAGUAAAUUGAAUCAAAUCAAAUGUGGAAAUCUCUAACCUAGAGUAAUGUUCUGAAAUAAGGGACUUUCCAGAGACUGGAGGCGAAUAUGUUGGCUGCUUCACUGAUUAUUUAAAAGUGUACAAAUCAGGAAGAACGUUCCAUAAAGCAUUUAUUUAUUUCUGGAAUUAUCAGGGCAAGCUGGUUUUUGAGUCAUGUUACCAUGUCAUUAUAUGUUCAGUUUUUUACUUUGUGAGAAAAGAAGGAUGGUUUGAAGCUCCAGAGUGAUUCCUCAUGUGUUUAGUUAUGUCACUUCCACUCAGUAGCUCUUAUGAACAUAUGCUUCUCUAUAGAGUUAUGCAGUAUAUCCUGAUUUCAAGAUAUGCCGAGAUAUUGUGAUUUCCAGAUAUUGUGAAUGAUACAAAUAACAAGUAACUCUGUGUGUGUGAACAGGUAGAAUGAGGUUUUAUGUGUUAACAGAAAUGUCAUUAUUGCUGUAAAUCACCCCAAAUUAAGCACAACAAAGCGACUUUCUCCCAAACUCACUUAGGUUGGUUUUGAUUAGGCACACACAAAUCUGAAGUGAAAAUAUAACAUUUAGAUGCUUCUAAAGAUCUUAUUGUUUUAAAAUUUUUCCUACAGUAGAAAUACAUGUCAAGUCAUAUUUCCACAAGGCCUUGCAGUUUUAGGAAAUUAUCUUUUUUAAUGAUCCCUUUAGAAUGAUUGUAUUUAUCCCUUGUUACCCUUUUGUAUCUAAUGCAGCACAAUUUAUAGAUUGUUAUGCAAAACAUUUUAUGACAAAUUUCAAAUAUCAGUGGAGAAUCAAUAGAAGUUAAUAUAAGUUGAGUGCUUUGAUAACAAUGAGGCUUUUUUAUGUAAUUUGAAAAUAAAACUCUAUUACAGUAGAUGUUACUGUAAAAUGCACUUUAUGAAAGAAUGAAAGAUGAUUUUAAUUCCAUUGCAGAGAAAAUUAGAUUUUUUUCAAUUGUAAGCAGGGGUUUGUUUUCAGGUCAUAUUCUAAAGGUCGAAACGGACUGUGAUGGUCACUGACAAGAAUUGUUUAAAUAUCAAAUCUUUGUUAAAAAUGUAAUCACUCAUUAAUUAAUAAAAGAACUAACCAUGACCAGUUAUUUAUUUCAACCUAAAAUAUAAAUAAAUUGGUUCUAAUUACAUAUAUGUAAUGUAAUUGAUUUAUAAACUUGUUUUGCUGUAUUAGCUGUACUAUACAUAAUAGAGGGCAAUACUCUUUCAUCAAAGUUAGCCAGUGACAUGCUCCAAUGACCAUUGUAAAAUAUAUGUAUAAAAAUUAUUUUAUCUGGUUUCAGCUCGCUAAUAAUUGUCUAUAAAGAUUUUGCUUGUGUAUUUACAAAACAUUUCGUAAAAUAUUUGUCAUUUUGAGGCGUAAUAAAAAAGGACU